AUGAAGGAAUCUAAACGAUUAACUGAAUCUUUUUCCGCGUCUAAUAAAACAGUUGAAAAUCCAACAACCCAUGAAUCUUUACCAUCAACGUCUAAAUCACUAAAUAAUGUCAGCAAGGAUAUAGAUAGUGUUUGGGGGAAAUGGUAUAAGAGUUCUAGGCACGUGAAUACAAAUUCUGACGAGCGCACGACGACGACGACGACGACCACCACCACCGCGACGACCACCACCACCUCGACGACCACCACCACCUCGACGACCACCACCACCUCGACGACGACGACGACGACGACCACCACCUAUUCAUCUUGUACAGAAGAAGAUAAUAAUGUAUCUUUAUCGUCCAAUUCUAAUGAAAUAAAUUCAGUAAAUGAGAUUGAAGAUAAUGAAGAGUUUGAUUUAUUGGAAGACUUAACGACACUUUCGUGCGUUCAGGGUAGUUUAGAACUAACUAAUUUCGACAAAAUAACAACAGAAAUUAAGCCUGACAGUCCUUUUACGAUUGUAACCGAUUCCUAUGGCAAGGAAUUAAUA
Messenger RNA from Temnothorax curvispinosus, 534 nucleotides. RefSeq names its product bypass of stop codon protein 1-like. The record is from RefSeq and is a predicted model, not a curated record. The transcript has 4 exons. The annotation marks the transcript as partial. Lineage: Eukaryota; Metazoa; Arthropoda; Insecta; Hymenoptera; Formicidae.